AAAUCCCACAACUUUAGAGAGAGAAAGCGGAGGAGGAAGGCGACGACUCCUCUCGUGCUGAGCGGACAGAGAGAGGGAGGGAGCGCGGCCAUGUGGAAGCCAUGGGCGCGCGCGGCGUGACGACACCUGCUUGCCUUCUCGGCCCUCCCCACCGCCCCAUGCCCGUGCCCGCGCCCAUGACCCCGCCGCCGCAAUGCGCCUCAAAACCCCAUCUUUGACCCGGCGGGCUCCGUGAGGACCCCUGAUCCGGGCCCAGCCAUGGCGGAGGCGGCGCCGCCCAAGCUGCUCUACAUUGCCGUCGCCGACGGCGGCGGCCGGCGGGCCUUCCGGUACACGCGCCCCGUCCUGCAGAGCACCCUCCAGCUCAUGGGCUGCAAGGCUCGCCACGCCUUCAAGAUUAGCAAGAGAGUGUUCAGUGUGAUGAGGAAUGAAUUCUUGGAUGUGUCGAGAUCGGAUAGGGCUAUUAAAGAUGAAAAUGCCCCUAGCCUAGGCAUUGGGGAAGAUGCUGAGAUGCUUAACACAGAAAUUCCAGACGCAAGUAGCAGCAGCUUGCCCUUCGAAUUGUACAAGACGCAGACAACGAUUCUUGUUUCAAGAGAGAGGUUUCUGAAUAUCGUGUGUGACGCACUCUCUUCUUACAAGUAUGUUGGACCAAACCAGAAGGCUGACUUUCUUCUUGCUUGCAGAAUUAAGGAGAAAAAGGAAUCGGUGACAGUACUCUUGUGUGGGACAAGCGGAUGCGGCAAGUCCACCCUAUCGUCUCUGUUGGGUAGUAGAUUGGGCAUGACGACAGUGGUUUCUACUGAUUCUAUACGCCAUAUGAUGAGAAGCUUUGCAGAUGAAAAGCAAAAUCCUCUUCUCUAUGCGUCAACCUACCAUGCAGGAGAAUACUUGGACCCUGUUGCAGUUGCUCAGUCAAAGGCUAAGCGCCAGGCAAAGAAGCUCGCAAUGGUUUCUAAUCCUAACACAAAUGAAGGCCAAGAUGACACUCCAGAUGUUAAAUCUCGUCACGGCUCCUCAGUAUUACCUCCUAGGACCGAGCUGAUUGGCAGCAAACAAAUGGCAAUAGAAGGGUUCAAGGCGCAAAGCGAGAUGGUCAUCGACAGCCUGGACAGAUUAAUUACAUCCUGGGAAGAGCAGAAGCAAUCUGUUAUUGUUGAAGGAGUUCAUUUGAGCCUCAAUUUUGUGAUGGGGCUAAUGAAGAAACAUCCUUCCAUAAUACCAUUUAUGGUAUACAUUGCAAAUGAGGAGAAGCACAUGGAACGGUUUGCUGUGCGCGCAAAGUACAUGACACUGGACCCAGCAAAGAACAGAUAUAUCAAGUACAUCCGGAACAUCAGGGCUAUUCAGGAAUACCUUUGCAACCGAGCAGACAAGCAUCUUGUGCCCAAAAUUAACAACACUAAUGUUGACCAGAGCGUGGCAGCGAUACACGCCACAGUUUUCAGCUGUCUUCGCCGGCGAGAAGUUGGGGAGCAGCUGUAUGACCUCAACACAAACACUGUUCCUGUAGUGGAUGAGGAAUACAGGAACCAGCGUGCAGCUAACUCCUUGGGUUCCAAGGGCAUGUUCCAGUUCAUUCAAAGGAAGGGGUCUUCGAGGAAUCUGAUGGCUCUCCUUAACCCUGAUGGUUCGGUGACUAAGGCUUGGCAUGUAGAUUCAGGUGAUGGCAAUGCUAAUGGCAGUACAGGCAGUGGUGGAUCAGUAGGAAAUCGUAUGGUUAACCCAUCACAAAUUGGGAAGGCAGAGUCAGUUAAUCUCCAGUUUGGUUCUUUUGGGAUUAGCGCGUGGCUGAGUGACACAGGCGGUGGCACCAGCCAUGCUGGAAGUGUAGAUGACCUGAGGGCUGAUGGGAUCGAGACAAGCGGUAGAUACUUCUCCUCAUGCUGCAGCUCACCAAAAACGUCAGACUGCGCCUCCAAAGAGCAUAUGGAGGAUUAUUCAGUCUAUGGUAGUGAAGAGGAUGCUGACGACCCACCUGAUGCUGAAACUGAUGAGGAUCUAACUGAUGAAGAAAGGGAUGCUCAUGAGAUUGAAGCGGGCUCCGUCGACGAGCACUCCACCAAGUCUGACGAGGAGUACGACGACCUAGCCAUGCAGGACGUGAUGGGGAACGGCAACUGCUCCGACGACGACGAGCAAGCUGCAGGGUACGGCACCAGGGGCUCACAGCCCAUGGAGGAGAGCAUCCUUGGAGCAGAUGGCGCCGUGGUGGAGGGCAGGUACCACCACAACCUGGACCUCUUCACGAUGUCCAAGGACGUCGCCGCCACAAAGAUGCCGUGCGCGUGACACGGCCUAACCCGACCAACCCCUGGGGGAAGAAAGACACCACUGCCACGGUUCACUGUCAGCCUUCAGCCGCGGUGCUCUUGGGCACAUUCUCCGGUGGUGCUUAGGAGUCUGCACCGGUUACUGUACCCAUAUGAGCUUAUGUUGGUGGUUGUGACUGUUAGAGGAUCUCAUGCUUGGCUAUAUAUAGGAAUCCUGGUUUGUCGAAACUCGAAUAAUGAAAAGUUGAAAUUGCAUUCUGAAUUUGCGCAAGAA
Molecule: messenger RNA, 2547 nt
Organism: Triticum dicoccoides
Lineage: Eukaryota; Viridiplantae; Streptophyta; Magnoliopsida; Poales; Poaceae
Product: P-loop NTPase domain-containing protein LPA1-like
Exons: 7
Coding region: 259-2292 (677 amino acids)
Source: RefSeq, a predicted model, not a curated record